CCAAAGAAAUCUAAAGCUAAACGAUCAGGACGUAGUAAAAAUGCCACCAAAACUAAAAUUGUAGUUCGCCGCUUGCCUCCUCUUCUUCCCGAAAAUUUAUUCCUGGAAUCUGUAAAACAAUGGGCAAAUGAAGAAACCAUUGACUGGUAUCGGUUUCAUCAAGGUCGAAUAAGUAAGAGUAAGAAUAAAGAGAAUAUAUUUUCUCGUGCUUACUUCCAUUUUAAAAACGUUGAGCAAGUUUUAGAGUUUCACCGUGGUAACGAAAAUAAAGCAGUAGUUGAGUUUGCAGUUUAUCAGAAGUUACCAAAAGAACAUAAAAAAUCAGACCCAAGACAGGGGACUAUUCAGAAUGAUCCUGAUUAUCUUGCAUUCCUUGAGUCUUUAAAGGCUGAUGAAAACCGACAGGCUACCUUAAAAGAGCCAGGUUCUGGAUUAGAGGGAGGCGCUACACAAUUGGAAAGACUGGAGGCGCGUUUGACGGGUGCUAUUGCUACAGCGGCUUCUAAUACUAUCGAAAAACCAAAAAGUACACCGCUCCUUGACCAUUUGCGAGCUCAAAAAUCUGGAGCAAAAUCUAAGUCACCGCCCCCAAAACAAUCGCAAGUGACUGUCCUUUCUCCACCUGGCUCUCCUGCAAAGAGUUCCAAAACCAAACAGAUGCAACAAAUACGAGGAAUACAGAUGUCUGAAGUGACUUUCCCCCCUGGUCCAGGAAAGCCCACUCGAAAAGAACGAGAACGCAAAAAAAGAGAAAAGGAGAAGGAAAGAAGAGAGAAGGACAGAAAAGAAAAAGAUAAUGAUAAAUCCAAAGAAAUAAAAGAUGAGAUUAUCAAAGAUGUUGAAAAAGAGAAAGAAUUGGGAGCUAUAAACGACAAAGAUCAAGAAAGACCCAAUGACAAAUCGAAAGAGCGAAACAAAGAGAAAGAGAGUCAUCGUGAAAAGGAUCGAGAAAAAAUGAGGGAAAGAAGGAAGGAACGAGAAAGACAAAAAUUAAAGGAGAAACAGAAGGUCCAAGCAGGAACUGCCAAGUCAGAAACUCCAGUAGUUACUAUCCUGACUAAACCGCAAGUUAAAGAGGAUAUAAAAUCCGACGCGAAAGAUAAGGAAAUCAAGAAAAGUACGCCUAUAAAAAUUACCAUUCAACAACGGCAAAAAGAUCAAAUCAGACAAAUUAUUAAAGAGUCUGUUAAAGAACCUGUUGUAGAAAGUCCAAAUGAAAUAUCAUCAACUACAACACCAGCUACGUCAAAUACAUCUAUUACCUCUGAGACCAAAGAGCAUCCUUUCAAUCGCCGCCGCGAAAGAGACCGCAGCAGAAAAGUAGGGUACGGAAUGGGUCGGGUUGGGCGUGCUUGA
This is a messenger RNA of Cetraspora pellucida, 1356 nucleotides long. Lineage: Eukaryota; Fungi; Glomeromycota; Glomeromycetes; Diversisporales; Gigasporaceae. The record is from the annotation of a GenBank genome assembly.